This is a messenger RNA of Fonticula alba, 366 nucleotides long. RefSeq names its product peptide-methionine (S)-S-oxide reductase. The transcript is spliced from 2 exons. The annotation marks the transcript as partial. NCBI's taxonomy places the organism in Eukaryota, Rotosphaerida, Fonticulaceae. Gene Ontology annotation, molecular function: peptide-methionine (S)-S-oxide reductase activity. The record is from RefSeq and is a predicted model, not a curated record.
GUGUGUUCCGGUACCACCGGCCACGCCGAGGCUCUGGAGGUGGAGUUCGACCCGAGCCAGGUGUCCUUCCCCACCCUGGUGGAGUUCUUCCUGCGCAUCCACGACGCCAGCGACAUCAACGGCCAGGGCCCGGAUCGCGGCACGCAGUACCGCUCCGGGGUGUACUUCACCUCGGAGGAGCAGCACCAGCAGGCGCUGCAGGUCCUGGACCAGGUGGGCCGCGAUCACUACGGCCCGGCCGGGCUGACCAUUGCCACGGAGCUGGUGCCGGCCCAGAAGUUCUGGACCGCCGAGGAGUACCACCAGCGGUACCUCGUCAAGAACCCGGGCGGCUACGAGUGCCCCACCCAUUACAUGCGCUGGUAA